CAUUGCGUGCGCCACCGCACCUCCGACGAGGUGAACGCCACCAAUUUGGUGCGCGUCGAGCCCGGGUGUAAGACCAAGGCAAGCAACGGGACGGUUCAAGGCCAGCCGAAGCACUGCGCGCGCCACCGGCAGCCCGGCGAGAAGGACGUCAUUAACAAGCGCUGUCCAAACUGCACCGUGAUGCUCCAGAGCCAGACCAAGCUCUACCAGCCCUACUGCUUUCGGUGCUUCCUCGUGCUGAACCCGACGGUCGAGGUGUCCCGACAGUACCUCGUCAAGGAAGAGGCGUUCAUGGAAGAGCUGACCGACAGCAUUCCCGAUAAUGACCCUGAACAAGACGAUCGCUGGUGGUUCCUCGCCCCGCCGACCAGAUGA
This is a messenger RNA of Phytophthora sojae, 375 nucleotides long. RefSeq lists its product as hypothetical. The annotation marks the transcript as partial. Lineage: Eukaryota; Oomycota; Peronosporomycetes; Peronosporales; Peronosporaceae. The transcript has a single exon. The record is from RefSeq and is a predicted model, not a curated record.